Messenger RNA from Helianthus annuus (common sunflower), 1008 nucleotides. RefSeq names its product chloride conductance regulatory protein ICln. Gene Ontology annotation, cellular component: pICln-Sm protein complex; plasma membrane; methylosome. The record is from RefSeq and is a predicted model, not a curated record. The transcript is spliced from 7 exons. The coding region runs from base 86 to 772 and encodes 228 amino acids. NCBI's taxonomy places the organism in Eukaryota, Viridiplantae, Streptophyta, Magnoliopsida, Asterales, Asteraceae. Gene Ontology annotation, biological process: cell volume homeostasis; chloride transport; mRNA cis splicing, via spliceosome.
AUUGUCCGCCGAACAUCCUUGCACUAACUGAAAAACGAAAACAAAACCCCAGCCAAACAGCUGACCUAGGGUUUUAGAAUCAAUAAUGGCAACAGGACUAAGAUUUUUCACAGAGAGAUCAGACGCCGGCGAACCUCUUCUCGACGCCGACAACGGCGAGGAGCUUAUGCACGUCCAACCGGCCGUCGCUAUUGUUCUCGCCAGCCACCCUCCAGAGUCUCCCGGCACUCUCUAUAUCUCCACCAAACAAGUGAUAUGGUUGAGCGAUACUGAGAGGACCAAAGGUUACGCAGUUGAUUUCUACUCGGUGUCUCUUCACGCAGUGUCUAGAGACCCUGAAGCAUAUACAUCGCCCUGUAUAUAUACGCAGAUUGAUACAGGAGAUGAAGAUGCUGAUGAAUCAGAAAGCUCUGAUUCUGAAUCUAAUGAGACGUUGGAUUUAUCAAAGAUUACCGAGAUGAGGCUAGUGCCUUCAGAUCCUAAUCAACUGGAUGCUCUUUUUGAGGUGUUUAGUGAGUGUGCAGAGCUAAACCCUGAACCUGUUGAAGAGGAAGAAGAGGAGCACAAUUGGGUUUUCAGUGCCGAUCAGACGGGACUUGAAAUGGGUUUAGAUGAAGUUGAUCCGGAAUGGGUUUCAUCACAAACCACAAUUGGUCAUGUGAAUGGAAAUAGUGACCUAGCUCACAGUGUGCUUGAGCUUCAAAUAAAUGACCAAAGGUUUGAGGACGCCGAUGAAAUGGAAAGCAACAACCGCAAUGGUGGCCGUCAAUGAUCAUCUUUGCUUCUACAUUUACAUACCAAAAAUUAAGUUUACAUGAGGUUUUCAGUUAAUAUGUAAGGUCAACUAUUCAAGUCUAGCAUGUUGUCUGUAGUUUGUAAGCCUAUUGCUCUUACAUCUAAUUUUUGACUCUUUUUUAGAACAUCUGGUGCUUUGGCUUUUCUUUUUGUGUGUUUUAGACUAAACAAAAUCUUGUUUUUAUAAUGUUGUUUCCUACAAAAAAAAUAAUU